This is a messenger RNA of Neocloeon triangulifer, 1267 nucleotides long. RefSeq names its product DNA-directed RNA polymerase III subunit RPC4 (gene RpIIIC53). Gene Ontology annotation, molecular function: DNA binding. Bases 158 to 1204 code for a protein of 348 amino acids. Gene Ontology annotation, cellular component: RNA polymerase III complex. Lineage: Eukaryota; Metazoa; Arthropoda; Insecta; Ephemeroptera; Baetidae. The transcript has 7 exons. Gene Ontology annotation, biological process: transcription by RNA polymerase III. The record is from RefSeq and is a predicted model, not a curated record.
UCGCUGCGUUGCGCGACCCUCCUUGGAUGCAGCUGCGUGAGGACGAAAAGGAGGAAAACACAUGGGUCUCUGUUUACAAUUUGCUGAUGGUUUUUCAAAAGAAACGUUUUGCCAGGAAUUUUGCUGAAGAAAUAAUUUAAAGCAAUUAAUUCAGGCAAUGGCCGACCCUGGCAAACCGAGCAUGGGCCUGCCGAGCCUCGGCAACGGGCUGCUGUCGUUGGGCGCGCGGGGCAAACUCGAGUCGUUCCGCACCCCACGCGACCUCACCCUGGGCGUCAAGCAGAAACGCAAAUUCGAGCCGACCCUGCCGAAGAAGGGCAAGGCCAAGACCUCCCCCGUCAAGGCGUCGACCCCCGUCAGCAGUCCCAGCAGAGAAUCUAAGAGCAAAGAGCCGCCGGCAAAAAAAGCUCGGAAACGACCGCCCAAAGACCGAGUCGCCUUCAUCCAAACGGAAGGGUCCGUGUUUGGUCAGGGCCAGGCGGAGCGGCAGUUCAAAGUGAAGGACCACUACGUCUGCUCGUCGGCCGCGAGCAGCUCAAAAAAGACUGAGGUCUCCAGACCCAUCCUCAAAAAAGAGGAACUAAUUGAAGUACAAGAGGAGUACGCGGAGGCGGCGGAGGACGAGGUGGUGCUCAAGAUGAAGCGCGCAGACUUCUUGGACAACCCCGAGGCCAAGGCGUCGUGGGGCGACUCGAAGCCGCUGCUGAUUCAGCAGAAGGUUGUGACCAAAGUGGAGAUCAAAGCGGACCCUGACGCCGAGGAGGACGUGUCACCCACCAGCUGUGCCGAACCUGAAAACCAAACUGUGUCGGGGGUCCUCGGCAGGACAAACGAACUAUUUCUAAUUCAGUUUCCAGAUUGUCUUCCGGGCAGGGUGGAAAAGCAGGAAGAAAUUAGUGAAGAACCCUCGUCCUCUGGAACUUCCAAAACAAAAAAGAGCAUACCUGCGACGUUAAGCGACCUUCCGGAGGGCCUUUUGGGCUACAUCGAAAUACUCAAGUCAGGCAAGGCGAGAUUGAAGAUGGGCAACCAUAGUAUGUGCCUUGAAAUGGCCGCCUCGAGCAACAUCAGACAAGAAAUAAUUUCCGUGGAUGUGAAUGGUGAAGACCGGAGUGGGUCAAUGUGUGACCUUGGACAGGUGAACGACCGUCUCGUGUGUGUUCCCGACUGGCACUCGGAACUGUUGGAGGCGUUUCAAAAGUGAAUGCUGUGGUGAUAAAUUUAAUAUAUUAUUAAAUCGUUGGUAUCCUUGGAAUAAGUAAAUCCA